AUGACUUUCAUCUUCUCUGUUUUCCAGGCCUCAUCUCUUGUCAAAGAGUGUAUGGAGUAUUUAGAACACAUACAGAGCACAAACCCUCCCGUGUGUACCUGCUUGAGUACAUUGCAGGCUUUUGAGGAGCGUUUCAAAGACUUCUCGCCCCAGCACUUUCAGGACAAGAGCUCGGCGCUGCUGGAGAGGCACCCGAAGGGGAUAUGGAUGUGGAAUGCGGUCUGGGCUCAAUGCCGAGACAUCAGACAGCGGCUCACCGAGAUACUGCAGGCCUCUUAUAGAAAUCAAAUGCCUCUGGGAUCACAACAAAAGGACAGUGUGGCGGCGAAACGCGAUGAGGCCCACUUGAAAGGUCCAACCCUGAGCGUAAUUACAACUAGCCUUGGAGAAAAUGAAGGCGACCCCCGAACAAACCCUGCUGGCGGUCAUACUGAGACUCAAAAUAGUCAUGCCGGACAAGGUGAUAAUGAGACGGUGACGCAUUUCGACCUUCACUGUGAGCCUGUGAGGAGAGAAGCAUCACCGUCGUCAAACUCUGAUCCGAUAAUGACUGAAAACAUGCACGAGGAACUGCAUGUUCAGGGUCUUCAACAGUCAUUCCAGCUCAAAGAGGAAGGAAGAAGUCAAAGUGAAGGCAAAGUUUCCACAUCACACAAUGGCCGUCGGAUGUACUCUCACAGUGACAGUGAUCUCAGAAAGUCAGGCCGGCUCAAUGAGUUCAGCCGUUCACCACAUUAUAAAGCCCUGGUCUGCUCACGUAGUGAAGGCUCUUGUUUGCGAUUCACCAACUAUCAUGUUUCUAUGUGGAAAACCAAUGCUGCAGUCAAGCACAAA
Molecule: messenger RNA, 834 nt
Organism: Sinocyclocheilus anshuiensis
Lineage: Eukaryota; Metazoa; Chordata; Actinopteri; Cypriniformes; Cyprinidae
Exons: 1
Source: RefSeq, a predicted model, not a curated record